Selaginella moellendorffii is the source of this 2066-nucleotide messenger RNA. RefSeq lists its product as uncharacterized. The transcript is spliced from 5 exons. Gene Ontology annotation, molecular function: triacylglycerol lipase activity. Gene Ontology annotation, biological process: lipid metabolic process. The record is from RefSeq and is a predicted model, not a curated record. Bases 81 to 1835 code for a protein of 584 amino acids. NCBI's taxonomy places the organism in Eukaryota, Viridiplantae, Streptophyta, Lycopodiopsida, Selaginellales, Selaginellaceae.
UUGGCGCCCAAAGCUGGGAUGCCGUCGUCAAGAGCAGCGAGAAUGAUCCAUCGCUCCCACCAAUCGGCGCCUGGAGAGGUAUGGAUGUCACGGAUUCUCGCAAGGCGGCGGCGGCGGCGGGCGAGAACUACGCCAUUUUCGAUCCGCGCGGCUGCGGCCUGCUCAAUGUCUUCCUCUCCCUCUUCCCGGACGCCCCGGCCCCGUCGAUGCGCUGCGCGGCAUCGCUUCGGGAGGCCGUGGACAGCAGCUGGCAGGCGAAAUUCGCGAUGUGGAUGAUGGUGCUGCUGCUCGCCAUCGCCAGGGGCCUGGCCAUGGCGGGCAAAUUCGUGGAGCUCUGGCUCAAUAUCUUUCAUGUGAAUGGGGGAUUGUUCAAGAUGGGAAUGAAGCUCGUCACUGGAACUGGCCUAACAACUCCAGUGGAGGAGUCCGAUGAAUACUGGAGCUUUGUAGGACUGCUCGAUCCACGCACAGACCUCUUACUCCACCAGAGCUGCGACGAAUUCAGGGAUCACAGCAGCUUCUUCGCUAGCGAGAGCCCAGCAUCCAAGCUCAUCGCCGACGUUUGUAUGAUGGCUUCCAAGCUUGCGUACGAGAACUCUCACGUUAUAGCCAAGGUUGUCACCGAGGAUUGGAAGAUGCACGCCGUGGAUGUCUUCGAGUGUAUCAACAAGUAUCAGCCAAGCAAGCCCACCCGGCUCAUGAUCGCGAUGGACAGAGCCGAGAAUGCCCAGGCGAUCAUCGUAGCUUUCCAAGGACUGGUGCCUUUCAACGCUUACGACUGGAGCUCGUGCUUCGAUUUCUCGUGGUACGAGUUCCCUGGAAUAGGACGAGUUCACGUUGGCUGCCUUGAGGCUCUCAGCUUGGUGGAUCGACAGGACAUGUCCACUUUCACCAGGCUCAGGCGAAACAUCGCUGACAAGCUUUCGAAAGAAAAGACCACGCCAGACGAUGAAGCAGCGGAGCACCAUAGUUUACCCGAUCACGAGGAAGAAGCAAGAACUUUUGAUACUGGUGGGGAUGGUUCGGAAUUCUACAGCACCGAGGAAGCGUUAGAAGACCACGAGCUUGAAAAUGACGAGAAGUCGGACAAUACCAUUUCGGACAAGGACGACGAGAAGAAAACUUCCGGUGAAGAGCCGGGGAAGCAGCGGCAGAGACCAUUUUUAUCCGGCCUUCCCGAAGCUGGCACCGCGGAGAACAGACGCCUUCUCGCUUACGACGCUGCCUGUCUCACGCUGAAGGAGCUUCUAGCAGUUCACAAGGAGGCCAAAGUUUAUAUCACCGGCCACAGUCUCGGGGGCGCGCUUGCCACGGUCUUCACUUCCUUCCUCUUUCACGCCAACGAGAACCAAGUAACGAGCAGGCUGGCCGGAGUUUACACCUUUGGACAGCCCAAAGCUGGCGACACCGAAUUCGCUGCUGACAUGACCGUCAACCUCAACCAUCCGGAGAACCGAUUCUUCAGAGUUGUCUACUCCAACGAUCUUGUCCCUCGCCUUCCGUACGAGGAUCUAGCGUUCCAGUUCAAGCACCUGGGACCCUGUUUCUUCUACGGCAGCAGCUACGGGGGCGAGACCGUCCAAGAGGAGCCUACAGCGAAAAGCUUGUCGACUAACCAGCUGCUUCCCGACCAUGCCGUCGCAACCUGGGAGCUCCUCCAGAGCCUUCUCUUGCACUACAAGUUCGGUGAAGCUUACAAAGAGACGUUGGCGUCGACGAUGUUUCGGCUGGUUGGUCUCUUGUUCCCGGGAAUCGCCGCUCACAGCCCCGUGAAUUAUAUCAAUGCCAUCAGGCUGGGCCCCGAGGUCCUGGACGCGGAGGUGAUGCCAAACUAGCUGCUACAUUGAUCGUCUCUGCCAGUUGCCUUCUCUUUUGGAGGGACGAUCAGCACUCUAUCUUUUGGAGGAACAAUUCGCACACUGGAAGUGGUCGUCGUAUCGCUGAGCUCUCCCAACGAUAGGGACGCCAUCAAACGAGUUUCUUUCAAAGAAAUAACCUGUAAGAAUAGAAGGAAGAGAUAGUUCUAUGCUUGUAAAGAUGAUAAGAAGAAUACCUGGUUGAGCUUU